This is a messenger RNA of Lates calcarifer (barramundi perch), 2842 nucleotides long. RefSeq names its product mitochondrial fission factor. The record is from RefSeq and is a predicted model, not a curated record. Gene Ontology annotation, biological process: positive regulation of mitochondrial fission. The coding region runs from base 117 to 1043 and encodes 308 amino acids. Lineage: Eukaryota; Metazoa; Chordata; Actinopteri; Centropomidae. The transcript has 8 exons. Gene Ontology annotation, cellular component: peroxisome; mitochondrial outer membrane.
CUGACAUAAGAGCUGGAAGUACAGGACCUGUUAGCAAAGCAAAUGAUAUCAGUUGGUUUGAGAGAGUGACCUGGUCACCCUGUCCGCCACCGUGGUCAAGGUGUUUUCACGCAAUCAUGGCUUUCACUUUGUACCCAAAGGAAAUGUCCCAGCUUCCCAAAUAUGAUCCUGCCUUCAUGGAAGUCAUCAACAAAAACAUGCAUGUCCCAGAGCGCCUGAGCAUUGGCCCAAGACAGCAGUGGCCAUCAGGGGAAGGAGAGGAGGCCAUGAGGCAGCCAGAGGAGACCCCACCUGCUUACACAAUGCAGGUCCCUGAUAGGUUGACGUUCACAGAAGCCCCUGAUAUGAGCCCCAGACCUCUGUUCGGUCCGUCCAGACCAAUAACCUGCAGCGCCCUGGGUCUAGAACCGUGCUGGGAAAGUCCAUCUGGAGAGGUCUUCUACAGAGAGGCACCACAGAGUCCCAUACGGAGAUCUUACAGUGACCAAAGCUUUGGCAGGACGCCACCUAGCACACCAACCCUGCUGAAACAGACACUGGCCCUGCCCAGACACCCAUCAAGCUCUCGAGGUUCAGGCCAUCCACUGCGCUGCACUGCUUCUCUUUCUGCCCAGACCACCAACCCUCAGACCCACGAAGAGUCUUCCCUUGCCUCCUCCCAUAGCUGCCUGUCUCCACAUUUCAUCCUGCAGGCAGCCAGACAGUUGGGCCUGCAGGCUUCACAUCUCCUCUUGCAGAUCAUCCACCAGAAAUACAGACUUAGCAACCAAGAGAAGCCUCCACCAGUGAGAGUCAAGCCUGAGGUCUCUGCUUCAGCACAUGUGGAAAACAACAAGAAAAGAACAGUGGAGAACUGGAGCCCAGAAGAGGAGGGAGGAGCUGCAGUUGAGUUCAUCAUCCUCAGGAGACAGGUGAUGAAAAUGAGUCGCCGGCUGGCAGCACUUGAGAGACACAACGCUGAACGAAGGAAAACUGAAGUCAUCCUGUUUUCCCUGCUGUUCUCCACCUGCCUGCUCAAUACCUGGCUGUGGAUCCGCAGAUAACACACACUCAAUAACAUAUGCUGAUGAGCCAAAACAUUAUGACCACCCCUCUCUGAUAUACUGUUGGUCCUUUGUGUGCUGCCCCAACAGUUCCUAUCUGCUGAGGCAUGGACUCUAUGAGGCCUCUAAGACUGUCCUGUGGUAUCUGGCACCAAGGCGGCGGAUCCUUUAAGUCCAGACCCGCUGUAGAUUAGACCUGCUCCAGCUCAUCCUCCAACACGCUGUCUCCAGUUUGUGGUUGGUCCAUCCACGGACCAUUGUUGGUAGGUAAAAACCUUUGCUGACCAGGAGCACCCAACAAGUGUUGCUGUUUAAGAGAUGCUCCGACGCAGUUGUGUGACUAUAACCAGUUGCCUUGUCAGAGUCACUCAGGUGCCCACAUCCAACGCAGUGACUAGAAGAACCGACUGUUCACUUACAUUCGUAUAUCUCAGACUUUGACGUAUAUCUAUGAAUGAUCAUAAUGUUUUGGCCCCUCUGUGUACACAUUGUACAUUUGUUUGACUAAACUUAUGAGGACCCACACUCUUUCCCUCAGUCCUUGCAUUUCUGGGUGUGUUUUUUUUUUUCAUGUCUGAGUUUUUUUCUUUUCCUGGUUUGCAUGGAUGUUAUCACUUCAUCCUUUCAGCAGCUCCAGUUAAAUGUCCGCAGCUGUUCAGAAAAUGCAAAUUUCCAGAAAAAUGAGUAUUCUAAAAUAUCAAAGUUAUCAAACCUAAUGAUUUCUUGGGGGUUGUUCAGAGAGAUUCUGGAAAAUGUAUCAAUUGCUGAAACUGUUAAAGGAAAACAUGUACAACAGAAUAUGAUACAUGACCGCAUUUGCUCACAAAAUCUGUUGGAAUGCUCAGUCAUCACAGAAUCAUGUAUUUGAAGUUGUAUCUUACUAUAAGCCAAGCUGUUCCCCUCUUAAAUUCAAGCCUAACCUCAAACUAUGCCUCAGUGUAAUCAGACCUAAACUCUAGUCUGAAACUAAGUAACCCCUGUUUUGGCCUAAAAGACCUCUGUUAGUUAAAAUAUCCACACUUCACAAACCAAAAAAGGGUUCUCCCAAGAACAGUCAAACAAGUGCUCUCUCUCUCUCUCUCUCUCUCUCUCUCUCUCUCUCUCUCUCACUCACACACACACACACACACUCACACACACAAACACACAUAUACACUUGAAGUACUUGGAACAGCUAGAACAAGGCAUGAUAUUGAGUACAGAUCUGUCAGUACAGCUACAGUGUUGUAUGAAGGUAAUGCUCCCACAACAGACACUAGUCUCAUAUCUCAGACUGUAAGAGCUAGUAAUAGCAGUAAUACAUUGGAAUUUUGUAGCUGUCUGAACUGUGUAUUGUCUGUGAGCCCAACUCAGAUUGGAGCAAAAUGUUGUAGUGUGUUGCUGGGCAUGGCUCCACUCAAUACAUGAACACAGUGCAAAAUAACUAAGGUGUAAUCAGAAGUGUAGUUUUUGUUUUGAUUCAUUUUUGCUGUGUUUUGGGUGAAGAAGUGAUAACAACACUUUAUGAGGUUGGUUCUGUUGUUGUCUACUGGACUGUUACUGAUGAAACUAGCAAGUACUAGUAAAUGAUAACAUACCUCAAGAAAAUAUUUGUAGACUUUAAUGUUUUUCUGUCUGCAGUGCACAUUUGAUUUGUUGAGAUGAAGUUCCUGUGCGAGUGUUGUGACCCAGGCAGUUAUGAUGCUGUUUGUUGGUCUUCAGACUUAAAUAUUACUCACUAUGCCUAUGUAUUUUUCUCAAAGCUAUGUCAUUAUUGCUGCAUGUUUAUGUAAUUAAAGUAGAUUCUAUAUUUAAAUUGA